AUGAAACUCCACGCUGCAGCUAUCCUCAUCAUCUUCUGGCUUGGCGUCUUCACUGUCCACACGGUGAAAGGGAGCGCUGGAAGUCAGCCCAUGCGCAAAUUCAGUUGUGUCAGUCUGUUUACACAGCAGCUGAACAUCCGACAGCUUGUCAGCUAUGAAAAGCAACAAGUUCCAGUAAAUGCCAUCAUGUUUAUCACCACAAAAGGUAUCAAGAUCUGCGUAAGCCCGGAUCAGAAAUGGGUGCAGGCUGCUAUGAAGAAAAUAGACCAAAAACGUGCCACCAAAGGCAGAUAA
This is a messenger RNA of Pterocles gutturalis (yellow-throated sandgrouse), 294 nucleotides long. Its product is annotated as lymphotactin-like. Gene Ontology annotation, molecular function: chemokine activity; CCR chemokine receptor binding. Gene Ontology annotation, biological process: positive regulation of ERK1 and ERK2 cascade; neutrophil chemotaxis; cellular response to interleukin-1. The record is from RefSeq and is a predicted model, not a curated record. The transcript is spliced from 3 exons. Lineage: Eukaryota; Metazoa; Chordata; Aves; Pterocliformes; Pteroclidae. The coding region runs from base 1 to 294 and encodes 97 amino acids. Gene Ontology annotation, cellular component: extracellular region.